Messenger RNA from Grosmannia clavigera kw1407, 1350 nucleotides. RefSeq lists its product as uncharacterized. Lineage: Eukaryota; Fungi; Ascomycota; Sordariomycetes; Ophiostomatales; Ophiostomataceae. The transcript is spliced from 3 exons. The coding region runs from base 1 to 1350 and encodes 449 amino acids. The record is from RefSeq and is a predicted model, not a curated record.
AUGAGCGAAGCUUCCUGGCCGGCCAUCCGGGCCACCUGCAUCACCCUGCUUGUGCUGACGACUGCCGUGAUGCUGGCCCGGCUCGUCGGCGACGCCCGGCGAUGGCGCGCCCGCCAGGUCCAGUCCGAGGACGGCUGGCUGGCGCUGUGCUACGGCUUCUUCGUCGCCGUGGCGGCUCUGUACCUGCGCGUCGUCCCGGCCUAUCUGCGGGUGGAGAGCGUCGAGAUCGGCCGGACGGCGCCGUAUGCGACCGUGCUAGUAGACGCCCGCUUCAUCCAGCAAGGCGUCUUCUCGGCCUCAGUCUGCAUCUGGCUCUGCCUCUGGUCGGCCAAGCUGUCGCUCCUGUGCGUCUGCCGGAAGCUGCUCGACAAGCUGCCGCUGUACCGGAAGCUGUGGUGGGCGCUGGUCGGCUUCUCGACGGCGACCCUUGUUGGCUGCAUCGUCAGCCUCUGCGUCUCGUGCGAGACCAUGACCGCCUGGUUCACCGUCGGCGGCUGCUCGACCCGGCGUGAUGUCGCUCGCGCCGUCGUCAGCAUGUGGUACUCGUAUGCUGUCGAUGUGCUGACGGAUCUGCUGAUCAUGGCCCUUCCCCUCCGGCUCAUCGCCGGCCUCCAGAUGCCGUUCUUCCGCAAGCUCUCCAUUGCCGUCCUCUUCGGCCUCGGCUGCGUCUGCAUCGUCGCCUCCACCAUCCGAGUCACCCAGAUCAACAAUGGCGCCAACCAUCCAACUCCGACCUGGCUGGCCCUCUGGGGCACCGUCGAGGCCGCCACCGCCGUCGUCAUCGUCAACUCGCCCGGGCUCUACCGCAUCGCCAAGCAGUCCUCUGCGAGACGAAACCGCCGCCGUAGAGGUGGUGGUGGUGGUGAUGGUGAUGUUGGUGGUGGUAGCAGCUCUUACUACGGCCACAGCUAUAGCUUCGGAUCCAAGACACCGCGCAGCCAAACCAAGAGACUGGGCACCGGCACCGAAGAUAGGGAGUGCACCAGCCUUCAAAACCGUCCUGACUUUGGCACAGUUACCACCACCGUCACCGCUACCGUGACGGAAGACGGCGACGGUGAGAGCGAUCAUGACGGUUCCGUCGACCACAUCGACCGCGACAACGACUUGCCCGACAACGUGCCGCUCAGGCCACCCCCCAGCGUCAGCAGGCCCAGGCGAAGCCACAGCAUUAUCGCUGCGGUUGCGGCCGCCGCUUUAUGGCUCGACGGCCCCAGAAAAAGCCAGGAAGUCCUGGUUGACGGCGCUGAUCACAGCCUGGGCAUCGGCCAUGGUCAUAGCAGAGGCAUCAUCGUGACAAACACAGUGCAAGUGUCGCAUGGGCCAGAGACAUCGCACUAUGAGGUGUGA